CAUCCUCCUCCUCCUCCUCCUCCUCCUCCUCUCUCCGGCGACGAUGCUGUCGGCGACGGCCCACCCCAGCUCUGCCGCCUCCGCCCCGUCCCCGCCCUCAAGCCCCGCCCCCUCACUGCCGCCGCCGCCUCCUCCUCCCCCUCGCCGACCAAUCUCCCCCCCUCCACGCCGCCGCCGCGGCCCUCCCCGCCGCGCUCCCAGAUCCUCACCCUCCGCCGCUCCCUCCUCGCCCGCGAGACCACCGCCGUCCAGCUCGCCGAGUCCUACCUCGCCCGCCUCCGCCUCGUCGAGCCCCGCCUCAACUCCUUCCUCCACGUCUCCGACUCCGUCCUCCGGGAGGCCCAGGCCGUCGACGACAGGAUCGGCCGGGGCGAGGUCGUCGGCCCCCUCGCCGGCGUCCUCGUCGGCGUCAAGGACAACAUCUGCACCGCCGACAUGCCGUCCACGGGAGGCUCCCGCAUCCUGGAGGACUACCGGCCGCCGUUCGACGCGACGGCGGUGAGGAAGGUGCGGGAGCUCGGGGGGAUCGUGGUGGGGAAGACGAAUUUGGAUGAGUUCGGGAUGGGGAGUACCACUGAAGGGUCCGCUUACAAGGUGACUGCAAAUCCUUGGGAUAUAUCUCGAGUUCCAGGAGGAUCCUCAGGAGGCUCAGCUGCUGCUGUUUCUGCUAGGCAGUGUAUGGUGGCCCUUGGAAGUGAUACUGGUGGGAGCGUUAGACAGCCGUCUUCAUUUUGUGGCGUUGUUGGCUUGAAACCAACCUAUGGACGUGUCUCAAGAUAUGGUCUCAUGGCAUAUGCAUCAUCACUUGAUGUCAUUGGGUGCUUUGGCUCAUCAGUUGCUGAUACUGCAAUUCUUCUAAAUGCAAUUUCUGGUCACGAUAGAUAUGAUGCCACCAGCAGCAAGCGAGAGGUUCCGGAUUUUAUUUCUCAAUUCACGGCUUCAAAUACUUUGGAAGACAAACCUCUGGAAGGAAUGCGGGUUGGUCUUAUUUGUGAGACUCUUGGGAGUGGUGUAGAUUCAGGAGUUGUAUCUGUGAUUAAUGCUGCUGCUUCACACUUGGAAGAGUUAGGAUGCAUUGUCAAAGAGGUGUCAUUGCCAUCAUUUUCCCUUGGGUUACCAGCCUAUUAUAUUCUGGCAUCAUCUGAAUCAUCAUCAAACCUGUCACGUUAUGAUGGUGUAAGGUACGGGAGCCAAGCAGUUGCUGAUGAGUUGAGUUCUUUAUAUGGUGUUUCUCGAGCUGAGGGUUUUGGCUCUGAGGUCAAGAGGAGAAUCCUCAUGGGAACAUAUGCCUUAUCUGCUGGUUAUUAUGAUGCGUACUACAAGCGUGCUCAGCAGGUUAGGACUAUCAUCCAGAAAAGCUUCAAGGCUGCGUUGGAUGAAAAUGACAUCCUUAUUUCUCCUGCAGCCCCUUCAGCUGCUUACAAAAUUGGUGAAAAGAAGAACGAUCCUUUGGCUAUGUAUGCUGGAGACAUAAUGACAGUGAAUGUUAACUUGGCUGGUCUACCUGCAUUAGUAUUACCAUCUGGAUUUGUUGAUGGAGGACCCUCCGGCCUUCCUGUUGGUCUUCAGAUGAUUGGUGCAGCAUUUGAUGAGGAAAAAUUGCUCAAGGUCGGGCACAUCUUUGAACAGACCCUUCGCAGUCAUAGAUUUGUCCCUCCAAUCAUUGAGGAUGACAACACGUGCUAGUUUCUCUAAUUUAUAAGGGUGACAACCAAAAGCUAGUGGAUUGAAUAUCAAGGUUGUGCUUAUGGGAGGAUGAAGUUUGAAGGCAAUGAGACGACUUUGGUAGAAGUCUGUGAGGGUGAAUUCAAUUUAUGUGCCGCUUGCCCCUCUGCCUUUGUACUGCCAAGUGGGACGCGGCACAGUUGAGUUUGCACGGGAGACAUGUGCCCAGUUUUCGCCCCCUCACAUUUGAAGGACUCAAGGUUGAGAUGGGUCAGUGAUGAAUGCAAAUACUAUCUUUGAUAAAGACGAUGGCCAUCCCUGCCAUUAUCUUAGCAAACCUCAUAGAUUAGCACCAAUCAUUAGGGACUGGUAUAUUGUUGUAAUUCUUUUCUUUAAUAAAGACUCGCCUGUUUUUCUUUU
This is a messenger RNA of Eucalyptus grandis, 2085 nucleotides long. Its product is annotated as glutamyl-tRNA(Gln) amidotransferase subunit A, chloroplastic/mitochondrial. Gene Ontology annotation, molecular function: glutaminyl-tRNA synthase (glutamine-hydrolyzing) activity. Gene Ontology annotation, biological process: translation. The annotation marks the transcript as partial. Gene Ontology annotation, cellular component: glutamyl-tRNA(Gln) amidotransferase complex. The record is from RefSeq and is a predicted model, not a curated record. NCBI's taxonomy places the organism in Eukaryota, Viridiplantae, Streptophyta, Magnoliopsida, Myrtales, Myrtaceae. The transcript has 10 exons.